AGCGCCUGUCGCUUUAACCGGCCGCCGUGGGUGGUGGCCCGGCGCAGUGCGCAUGAGUUCGGGGUCGGCUGGUGGAGCAGCCCGUGUCUGGCGGGAGGUGCUGCUGUAGCCACCUGCUUGCUGCUACCCUUUGUCAGGGCUCCUUCUCGCUCCUGGGUUUGUGCUCGUUACUUCUGCCUGGAGAAGCGCGGAUUGCUCCCUGCAGCCGACAUGAGUAACGCGAGCAGCCCUACGUAAUAUGCUGAUGGCAUUCUACACUGCGUCGGGCUCCAUAAGUCAAGAGAGUGUGAUGCCUAGAAAUCUCCUCUCAGAUUCUCCUGAAAUGGCAUCUGAAGUCUCUCCAAAGCAUGCAGGUGGGAGCAUGGAGAGUGGUGGCAGUGUGGAGAAUCACGGCAGUCAAGCUAAGUGCAGAAACACUGCCUUGGAUGAUGAGAGUCUGAAAUACUUAACUCAUGAGGAGCAGGAUGUUCUCAUGUUCUUUGAGGAAACCAUUGAUGCCUUAGAAGAUGAUUUGGAGGAGCCAGUCCUACGUGACAGUGGCAUCCACUGUCAGUCUCCAAGGUCAACAGAAGAAAAUGUGUCCAGUCAUUCAGAGACUGAAGAUAUCAUCGACUUAGUGCAGUCAACACCUGAGAGUAGUGACCACGAAGGCCCUCCUAGCACAGAUACAGAACCAGGUAUGUCGGAUGCUACCUGGAGAGCUGAGAGCCCCAAGCCAGCUGUAGCUGCUGACCUUCCCCCACAACCUCCUGUUCCGCCACCAUCCACAUCGGAGACGCUUCCUCUUCCUCCUCCACCCCCUCCUGCAGUGCAACAUCCCAAAUUGCUUCGUUCUGUCCCCACUCCCCUCAUCAUGGCCCAGAAGAUGUCUGAGCAGCAGGGGGAGAGCAGGCUGCGCUUCCCCACUGCCCUCAGGGAGGGGAGUUUGGACAGGAAGAAAAGCCCAGUGGCCAAUGGUGAUUCUUUUGUGUCUCCCAAGCACCCUCCUGUGCCUGCACCCAAGCUACACCGCUUCCCCAGCAACAUCAACAUCACCAAUGUCAGUGGCAAAGAAUUCAGUGAGACUAUUUCAAAAGCAGCAGUUAAUGUCCAGGAGCGGAGGGCUCAGGUGCUGGCCAACAUCAAUGGAGGAGCUUUUUUGGCAGCUGAACUGGAGGAGAAACUACAGAAGAAUGAUUUCUUGUCACGUAACAGAAGUUCUUCCUUAAGGGACCUGUCCUCUGAGCAAACACGAUACGAGGCCCUGACAAAACUCGGCCUAGUUAAGGGGAAGCCAGCUCAGGACCAAGUGGACCAUGCCCCAAGCACUCAGCAGCUUGAUGUGCAGCCCAAACAGGCAGACACCAUUCCCAAUGGAUAUCAAAACGUCCAUGAGGCUUUAAAAAGCGAGCCCAGCCCUUUCCUUCCUACAGGCAAAACUGUAACAAUCAAACCAGAGGCAGCACUUGGUGCUAACAAGGUCAGCAGCGCACAGCAGGACACGGCAAAAAGCUGUAAUGAUUAUAAACAACCUGGUCUAAACCUGGAGAUGAGGAGGAGAUCAGGUUCACUGCCUAGACCUUCAGGCUUUCGAUCCCAAGGUAUAACAGUUAAGUUUGCUGGCCGUGGCUCCACGGAGGAAGCCAGGAGAGAGGCACUGCGGAAACUGGGACUCCUGAAAGAGACUUCCUAACCGGGGAGGGGGGGAAAGUCACAGCGUGGCUUUGUGCUAGAGAAGUCCCAACAGGUUUGGGAUCAAAGAGACUGGAAGAAGAAAGGAGAAGUUCUGUGCUUCAGGCAAGCUAAGGAUAUACUGGACACUGGAAUGACUGCUGGUGUUGAUGCCAGAAGGACUGGCACCACAGAUGGUCAUGUACAGUGGUGGGAUUCGGCUCCCCUUUCUCCAGAGAUACUUGUCGGUCGCUCUUGGGGGCCAAGAGGAGUUUUAUUUAAGUCAUGCUGGACUGUAGCAGGCAGCAUCUGGUUAAUGAAGUGACAGUGCAGAGUUGUUGUACAUAGCAAACUGAAUGGCAAAUCUUCCUCUUGCUCUUUCUGAAGCCAAACCCAAGAGCUCCCUUUGUCUCACCCACACGUGUAGGGCUGUUCACGGGAGCUCAGGAUAACGUCAAAGCUGAAAUUUCUGACCAGUGUGAUGCACUUGUGUGAUUUUUUUGCUGUCUGUAUUAUCUGGCUUGGCUUCAUCCCCUACCAGUGGUGGAGUCUCCUGCUUCCCUGCUCUGUACUCACUGGUUUCUGCUUUGACUUUCUCCUCAACAGAGCAGCCCAGGCUCUGAGUGGGUGACUGCAUCACUCUGCUGCUUCACUUGAAGUCUUGCCUUUCUUCCCAGCCACCUGCUUUGUGGUCACACUCUAGCAACCUGCCUGUCCAGUGAAAGGCACCAGAUAAGCCUCAAGGAUAUGCAUCAUGCACGGGUUUUUGCACUGACAGCCAAAGAGUCUCCUGACAAUCUGUGACCCCAACUGUUCUGUACCAGUGUCCAUCUCAUAGCAGAGAAGCCAUAGGAACAAGUUAACUUUGUACCAAAUGUGAGAACCUUAUGUCAGAAGCCUUUCAUGUUAGCGUUCUUAUGAAGCAACAGUUACUUUUAGCACAGUAGCUGUACUACACCCAAUAGUUGUCAUUUCUGUCACUUAAAAAAACCUGUCAAUUUCAUCUUCCUGUAGUCUGACAGCCCUAAUAAUCCUCUGUUCACAGCCUUCUUCAAUUCUGCCCUGCCAAUGCAUAACAAGUUACAGCCAAAAAUUUUGCAAGCUGAGUGGAGUUACAGGAGAGAGCUGUUUAUGUGAGAGCAAGUUGCUCCUGGAUGGUCCAAGGUGGUGGUGUUUUUGCCUUUGUUCAAUAGUUGUGCUUUUAAAGAUGGUCCCAAAAUAUGUUUAUGUUGGUAUGAUUUAUUUGUUUUACAUGGCAAAGCUGCUGUUCCAGGUUCAAACUCCCUUCCCUUUUUGUACACCUGAAAACAUCAAUAAUAGCCAUUUUGUAAUGAAAUGCCAAGUUCCAGACCCUCUAAAUUUCUUGUUGUUAUUCCUGCAUGUUUAGAGAGUUCUUAGAUUUGUAGAGUUUUUUUCUCUAAAGGGGAAAAAUUCACUUAUUCUCUUCACUUUCUGAAUCCUUUAAGCAGCUCCCUCUUUUUCCCAAGAAGCUGAGCUGCUUCGUAAACCUUGGGGAAGAAGAGAGGAGUGGCCACCAUAGAAACUGACACACCCUGCAGCCAGGAGCUCUGACAUAACUGUGAUAAACAAGUUGGUAGUUCUUGUGAUAAAGUAUUUCAGACUUGCUGAGCUGUACUUGUAAAUGAAGCUGUCGUGAAGGAACAAAAAUCUUUGCACCUGUUCUCAACCCACCUCAUGAGUUAAAGGGUUUCUUGUCUUUGGUUUUUUUUUUUUAUCUGCUUGCUGCUUAAAUUUUUAAUUGUGUUGUUAUGGUAUCUGGCUGGUUCUGCUCUGUAGUUAUUCUUUUCAGCCUUUGCACUGGGUAAGUGAUCACAUUCAUCACUGAGAGGCUGACUGUACAUAAGCAAUCCUUAAUUAAAACGUGGCUGUCCCUCUGUCUGGCAAAGCACUUGGGCAUGCAUAAUCAAAUGUGAGAGUGCUGCUGAAACAAAAACAGCUGCUUGUGUGCUGCAAGUAAAGCACAUCCUUGCUUUUGCUGGGCUCCAUGUCUGUAGUCCUAAAUCAGAAAGAUGAGGAAGCACAUAAAACGCAUCCAGGCACCUGCUUCAGCACAGCCUGGAAUAGAGUCCUUCAUGUGGAUGCUGUAUCAUCAUUUAUUAACAUAACCUGCUAAGGAAACUUAAAUGUUUCAUGACCUUUGUGCUUUUAAAUCCUCUUAAAGCAAAUUCUUCAUUAGACAUGUGAAGUGUGUACAAAGCAAUCUUCACAUCUAAUCAUGCCUUGCCAGCUCUUCAAGUUGUUUACAGCUGAGAGUCCAUGCUAAGCAAAUGGGAGACAAACCCCAAAGCACUCUGUUUUGCUGGAAUUCCAACCUAUUCAAGAACUCUGUAACAUAACCCUAUUUAAAAAAGAAGAUAUUAGCUGUGUAAUAUUUGAAGUAUACAGUUGCAGAAAGCUGAAUUAGCUGGAUCCUCUUCUCUCAUCCUUUGUGCAGGGCUGUGUCCUCAGCUGGUGGGAAGGGACAGUUAGGUCUUCAGUAGGUUAAAGCAAUUCCUGCCCAGUGAGGACUUUGGAACGAGGUAUUCAUUGUGGCCCUUCAUUAGAGCAGAUAUCCUACUGGUAAAUUUUUCUCUGUGCCUAAAACUGUAGUAAGUAAAGCCAUGUACUACAUGAAGUUAAGAGUCUAGCUGCUAAUAACCUGUACAUAAAUUUAGCUCUAUUUUGUGUACCUUGUUUUGUGUGUAUAUGUUGCUGUGAUUUUUAUUUCUUCCCCCUUGUGUUAGAGGUAAUUGUCUUGCACAAAUCUGAUUAAUCAUCUAUUAAACUGGGAUAAAACCAA
This is a messenger RNA of Colius striatus (speckled mousebird), 4450 nucleotides long. RefSeq names its product proline and serine rich 2 (gene PROSER2). Lineage: Eukaryota; Metazoa; Chordata; Aves; Coliiformes; Coliidae. The transcript is spliced from 4 exons. The record is from RefSeq and is a predicted model, not a curated record. The coding region runs from base 239 to 1672 and encodes 477 amino acids.